AUUGGCUUUUUGCCUUAGCAACGGAGCGCCAUCUUGAAUUACAGACAGGAUGGGAAAGAAGUCCGAAAGAAGGCCCUCAUAUGGACGAUGCGGAAGUCCAUGUACAGUAUUUUAAUGACAUAAUUUUCCAGUUUGGAGGGAUAUUAAUGAUGCAAGACAACUUGAGAGUGAAACCGACUUGACCGAGAGGGGAUUCAUAAAUGUCCGAACCGCUGUAGAGCCUAGCAGGAGCAAUGGAGGCCAUGUACGAGGAGACGGAGGUGAAGAUCAUCACCGAGGAGGUGGAGAGCUGCUACACCUUGAUGGAGGUCUCCUCACCCAAACGACGGAAGAAGAGCAAGGGCCAGGCCGACAAGACCGACAAGGAAAAAAAGCCCAGGUCAGCUUUCCUGCUCUACUACUUCGACGUUCACCAGAGCCUGCAGCAGGAGUUCCCCGACCUGCCGCAGUCUGAGAUCAACAAGAGGAUCAGCGAGAGCUGGAGGAUGCUCAACGUCGUGGACAAGGGCUACUAUUUAGCCAAGGCUAAACUGGAGAAAGAGGGAAUUGACCCGGGAAGACCGCUGGCGGGAACAUCCACGGAUCUCCCGGGCUUCAGGAAGAUCCUUCCACGCAGGGACUACGUGAUCCUCCCGAAGGGGGCGGUGGUGGGGGAGGCGGCUGGCGGCGGCAGCCCUGUGGAGGUGUGCGUGGAGGGCGGGGAGCCCCCGCCGGGCGGGGCCGGGGGCCAGGCCAUGCCGCAGGACGCCCUGCUCUCGCCCAUGGAGCUGGGCAGCGAGGUGGAGCUCUCCGAGCAGUGCAUCGCCAUCGAGGGCCUGACGGACGAGACGGCCGUGGCUCUGAGCCGGUCGGGGGUCCUGCAGGAGAUCCUCUCUCAGUACUCCUACUCCUCCAGCCCGGACAGGCUCCUGGUGAAGGAGAAGCUGGCCGAAGUGGCCGGGGCCAGCAGUGCCGUCGGCAUAGUGAUGGAGGACAGGGCCGUGGCCAGCCAGACGGUGCAGGAAAACAAAAUGGACGCCAGUCAUUUGGUCACCAUCAUCCCCAACCAAGAAGUAGUUGCAGCUAAAGCGUCUCCGGCAGCCAGCUCUGUCCUGCUCGUGCCCGUGGUGCCCAGCUUGGAGCCUGAGACACCACAGUCCUUUAAACUGUCCAUAAAGUACACCAGGAGGGGGCGCGGCCACUGCAGCACGCCGGACUGCUCCUUCUCCUACGUCACGCGACACAAACCGCCCAACUGCCCCAACUGCGGCCAGCACCUCGGGGGCAAGUGGAUUCCUGCGGCUAAGAGGGCCCAGGCCAAACCGGCGACCUUGCCCAUCCGACCGGAAACUGCGUGCCACUCCCGGCCGGGUGGUUCCGCCCCUCACGCUGGGGGACCGGGGGACGGACCGGAGCGGCGGGGGGGCCCCGCAAGCUCCAGGGCCGGCGGCAGCAAGGACAGGGCCCCGGGGGGCCGGAGCGACAGCAAGGGAUCGCUGACACCAAAAAACGCGCUGAGAGCCGCGGUCAUCCCACCACCGGGGGGCGACAUCCCACCACCUGCAGCUCGCCCGCAGACGCCUGCAGCCCCUGCCCCUUUGUCCACGGCCAAUCCGGCGCGCGGCAGGGCUAAGAGGCGGGAGAAGAGCUCCAGGUUCGGGCCGAAGCGCCCAAUCAGAGCCAUCCUCCCCGCCCCCACCCACACCCUCCACCAGAGCCCCCUCCCUCCUCAAAUUCAAACGAGCACGCUGGCCCGUGCCAGCCUGGUCCAGUGGGUGGCGCUGUCCGCAGACAGGUUCCAGUACGAGGCUCCGAAAAACAGCGUCCGAGCAGUGAAGAGCGUGGGAAAGGUGGGCGGUCUGAAGCCCAGUACCCUCAAGCAGCUCGGUCACGCGGUCAAGCUGGAUCGCCCACCGCAGGAGCAGCCGGCUCCAGUGAACAGCGGGCCGGUUGUAGUAACAGAUAAAGGACUGAAGGUUCUCUCGGUGGUUUCCCUCAAACACAAUCCCACCACCACCCUGGACCUGGGCUUGUCCACCGCGCGAGGCCGGGGGAAGUGUAAGAACCCGGGGUGUAACUACGUCUACAAGAACCGACACAAACCCACCCAGUGCCCCUUCUGCGGCUGUGAGCUCCGCAAGAAACGCGUGGAGAAGCCCAAAGUGCCGGCUGACCCCGCCCCCCCCCUGUCGCGGGCGGGGCUGCUGGACCCGUACCGACCCCUGACCCCGGCGCAGAGGGAGACGCAGCGGCAGUCCACCCUGCAGCUGCUGCGUCUCUGCGCGCAGAUCCCCGAGAGCGAGGCGGAGCUGCAGGACGCCAUGGCGACCGUCCGGGCGCUCAACGGCGCCGAGGCGGUCCUGGGCGCCGAGGAGGGCGCGGCCCUGGAACAUUCCGGGUGGCCCGGCUUCUACGAGUCCGCCGCCCAGCACUGCGCCCUCUGCCACUUCCCCCUGUUUAAGGGGGGUCAGAGUUCGGUCGCUGGGCAGGAGGAUUGCUGGCUGCUGACAGACUCUCACAUCCAGACGGCCACCAUCCAGCUAAAGAUCUGCCUCAAUCCCCACUGCCUGUCCCUGCACAGCUUUACAGAUAUUCACCCAGGCCUGUUCAACGUGGGUAACAAACUGCUGGUGAGCCUGGACCUCCUGUUCAGGAUCCGGAACCAGAUCCGCCUGGGCAGCGACCCCGGCCAGGCCGCCCUCAGUAUCCUCCAGAGCGUGCAGAACCCGCCCGUGCACGCGCUCAGUGAGGGGGAGCUGAGCCACAUCCGGGAGCUGCUGUGCAGCGGGUACUGGGCCUUCGAGUGCCUGACGGUGCGCGACUACAACGACAUGAUCUGCGGCGUGUGCGGCAUCGCGCCCAGGGUGGAGAUCGCUCGCCGUAACCCCGGCAACGUGCUGCAGCUCCGCGACGUGGAGUUCACGUGGCCAGACUUCCAGGCGGCGGACGAGGUGAACUCUGAUGAUUUCUGGCUGACGAUGGAGAGUGAGGCCAUCGAGCAGGCCGCGUUCCCCGCCAGCAUCCCCAUCACCAGGUUCGACGCCUCCAUCAUCGCCCCCUUCUUCCCCCCCCUCAUGAGGAACGCCGUGGUCAUAAACACGGAGAAGGACAAGGCGGUCUGCGACGCCCCUCCACGAGGAGACCCGGCGGUGCUGGUGAGGUUGGUCCACGACGGAGCCCUGAAGCCCGAACAGCUGCACGAGCUCGGGCCCCCGGAGCUGAGGGACGUCCUGGAGCGCUGUGGGGCCGAGUGUGGCCCCCAGAGCACCAAGGAUGAGCUGGUGGCGGAGGUCUCCGCUCUCUACGCACACGUGCAGAACGGUCUGGCUGCCGGGCCCCACCCCCCCGAUGAUGUCACCGCUGGAAAGCUGUACAAGGUCUGCCCACACCAGGUGGUGUGCGGGUCCAAGUACAUGGUGCGGCGGGAGAGCGCGCGGGACCACGUGGACCUGCUGGUGUCCUCCCGCUACUGGCCCCCCGUGUACGUGACGGCCUCCGCCCGCCAGGUGGCGCUGUGCACGGACCUGCAGUACCCCGAGCUGGCCUCCCAGAUGUGGGGCAAGAACCAGGGCUGCUUCUCCGACCCCAUGGGGGAGCCGGAGUACGUGUCGUGCGCGGAGCUUCAGGACCACUACAGCCUGGAUCUCUCGGGCGCGGAGAGCUCCCUGGUGCACCCCGUCACCAGGUCUCCGUCCCGCUGGAUCGUCCACCCCGGGGCGGGCGGCGAGCGGGACCCGCGGGCCCGGCACCACGCCAUGUCGCUGUGCGAGGAGCUGGAGCCGUACCGGGCCGCGGUGGCGCCCCCGGACGCGGACGCGGACGUGCGGUCCGCGCCGCUGGCCUUCGACAACCCCGCCUACUACUACCUGUACAACCGCCUGGUGGACUUCCUGUGCAGCAAGGACAUCGUGAGCCAGCAGAUCGGCGAGGUGCUGCAGGGCUGCCAGCCCGGCGAGGUGGUGAUCCGCGACGCCCUGUACCGCCUGGGCGUGGCCCAGAUCAACACGGAGGCGGAGCUGGAGGAGGAGGAGGAGGCGGGCCUGCCGGAGGUGGAGGUGGAGAUGUCUUAAAGCGAGCGGGUGUUCUGCUGACGUCGGUCAGCGGCGUCUUAUCGGUUCCGUAUGUAUCGACGCAGUCUUCUCUCUCUCCCUCUCCCUCUCCAUCUCCUUCUCUCUCUCCCUCCCUCUCCUUCUCUCUCCCUCUCUCUCCCUCCCUCCCUCUCUCUCUCUCCCUCUCUGCGGCGUCCACAAUCAGGACUUUGAGCUGAAGUCGUUCUGCAAUCAUUUGAAGCGUCGUGGUGUCACGCCUCUGAGUUCCUCGGCAUCGCUGCAUCAUGACAUUUGUUAUUUAGCUGACGCCUUUAUCCACAGCUACUUGCGGUUGAUUAGACUAAGCAGGGGCCAAUCCCCCCCCCCUCCCCCGGAGCAAUGUAGGGUUAAGGGCCUUGCUCAAGGGACUGCACUGCACUAUUCUUAAUGUACUUGCACCAGGGCUUGAACCACCAACCUUCCCGGUCCCUGUCCAAGUACCUUUGGUGCUAGGCUACGGGCUGCUGAUGCAGGUUGCUAUGGAAACCAAGACGGUCCAGCUGCAGAACCUGCUCUAUCCCGGAACCAUCAGAAUCCCCCCCCCCCGCCUCCCCGUGGAGCUUAAUUCUCCGCCAAAUUCAGUCACCUGCCCCACUGCACAUCCUCCAUACACAGUUCCGAAGGCCCAGGUGACCCAACCGGACUCAGAGAGCUCCUCAUCAGGUCAUUCUCUUCUCCAGACAUCCCUUAGUGAGCACAUUUAUGUUUUUUUCUCUGUCGCAUGAAUGGUUUUAUUCAUCAAUUGUUUAAACCGAUUUUAACUCCGUAAUGACUGACGCCUGAUGCUGUGCUCUAUAGCUUGCACAACUGCUUGAGAUUGAUGGUUACUGGAAUUUAUCGCUGAAUGCGUUUUUGGGCCCUCAACAGCAGCCUGAGGGCAGAUGGCUGUGUUCUGCUUGAUCUUACUGCUGAAGCGAACUCCGUUCUGCCCUCUAAACUGAGACUCCUUUGGACCUAUUUCAGUUAGAGAAGAUUGCCUUUCCCCAAACCCCCUGGACUGAGUUAAAAAAUAUUAUUUGUUAUUGUAUCAUUUUUUUUCUAAGCGAAAAAUAGCAAACAAAUAUGUAACAAAUAGAAAAAAAGGAACAGGUGAGCCUUGAACCGGUCUCCUGCACGAGAGACAAUCACACAAACCAAACCUGAUGAUCACACUAUCCACAACACCAAACCUGCUGAUGGCACUAUCCACAACACCAAACCUGCUGAUGGCACUAUCCACAACACCAACCCUGCUGAUCGCACUAUCCACAACACCAAACCUGCUGAUGGCACUAUCCACAACACCAACCCUGCUGAUCGCACUAUCCACAACACCAAACCUGCUGAUGGCACUAUCCACAACACCAAACCUGCUGAUCGCACUAUCCACAACACCAACCCUGCUGAUCGCACUAUCCACAACACCCAACCUGCUGAUCGCACUAACCACAACACCAACCCUGCUGAUCACACUAACCACAAAACCAAACCUGCUGAUCGCACUAACCACAACAACAAACCUGCUGGGUGCCAGAGCUGCCUUUUCAGUAUACAAACCUGCUCUUUUUAGAUUUUUUAGCAAUCAUGUAGGCACGAGAUUACAACUUGUGACACGACCAUCGGCCCCAGGGUGCUGUUGAGGGCAAAAAUAUAGCCAACCAAAUUUAUCAAUGAACUUUCAUGUCGUUGGAUUCAGCCGCUGAAUCAUUUACUUUUGGUUGCCCAGCUUUUAACCGUAAUGAAGCAUUUGGAUACGAAGGUGUUUUUGUGAAGACUCCAUUAUAGGUCAGUUUGCAUUUCGCUUGUUUGCCAAGGCCUUAUGAGAGUGAGGGUUCUGUGAGGCUGAAAUGGAUGGAUUGGACUGUGGCGUGUGUGACCUGGGCUGUUGCUGAUCCUGGGCUCCAGUGCUAUCCCGGGGUACUGUCUCUGACUGUGGGGGGGGGUGAGUGUGCCCUGGGGACAGACCUGCGGGGGCUUGUCACUGGAGCUGAGAGAUUCAGACGCAUCUCUGCCUGCUGGAGUCCGCAGGAACAAUCCACUCCGGUAGCAGAGAGGAACCUGAUCUCAUUUCUUAGGAAUGGUGGGCUGACAGAAUAUUUGCGGAGUAUUAAUUGCACCAGGUGUGUGUGUGCGCGCGCGUGAGUGUGUGUGUGUGUUUGUGUGCGUGCACACGUGUAGCCCUGGAUCUCACUUGUUUAUGGGAGUGUCUGUCUAUCUGUUCCCUCUGUCCUUGACCCUGGUGUGGUGCUGGCCUGAGUCAGUCCUGAGUCUAACCUGGGUUAACCCCCGAGAAGUGGACUCCCCCUGCCUUCUGUGAAGGGACCUGUCCUCCAUCUUGUGUUCUGCUGUUGUACUAUAAUCCCUGGGCCGAGUUAACGCUCGCUCCAGUGUAAAAUAAAUGAGCUUUGGCUGCAUCA
Conger conger (European conger) is the source of this 6463-nucleotide messenger RNA. It is a transcript of the gene hmgxb3, whose product is annotated as HMG box domain containing 3. The record is from RefSeq and is a predicted model, not a curated record. The coding region runs from base 234 to 4049 and encodes 1271 amino acids. NCBI's taxonomy places the organism in Eukaryota, Metazoa, Chordata, Actinopteri, Anguilliformes, Congridae. The transcript is spliced from 21 exons.